This is a messenger RNA of Rhagoletis pomonella (apple maggot), 660 nucleotides long. Its product is annotated as serine protease 1-like. Gene Ontology annotation, molecular function: serine-type endopeptidase activity. The annotation marks the transcript as partial. Gene Ontology annotation, biological process: proteolysis. The transcript has 2 exons. NCBI's taxonomy places the organism in Eukaryota, Metazoa, Arthropoda, Insecta, Diptera, Tephritidae. The record is from RefSeq and is a predicted model, not a curated record.
AUGGAGUUCUUCGUAGUAUUCGCUCUCCUCUUGGCUUCGGCCUACGCUUCGCCAACUAUUUUCCAAAGGGAACUAGUUGUUCCCGUUUUGGAUGACAACGUUGAAGGACGUAUUACUAAUGGCCUAACUGCUGCUUCUGGACAAUUCCCAUAUCAAGUUGGUCUCUCAUUGAAAGUGAGCUCUACUUCGUCAGCCUGGUGCGGUGGUUCUUUGAUUGGUAACAAAUGGGUCCUUACCGCUGCUCAUUGUACCGACGGUAUUUCUUAUGUUACCGUCUACUUGGGUUCAACUUAUCGUACAGCGGCUGAAGCUACAUACACCGUAUCGAGCAGUGAUAUAAUCAUCCACUCUGGCUGGAACUCCAAUACGUUGAGAAACGAUAUUUCUCUCAUAAAAAUCCCAUCAGUGUCCUACACUAGCAGAAUCCAAGCUGUUCCAUUGCCUGCUGUUUCUAGCUCUUACUCCACUUAUGCCGGUGAUUCUGCCAUCGCUUCCGGUUGGGGACGUAUCAGUGAUUCUGCUACCAGUGUGACCAACUACUUGCAAUAUGCCAUCGUGCAAGUGAUUACCAAUGCUGCUUGCGCUGCAACAUAUGGCACAACGUAUGCAACCAGCGGCAACAUUUGCAUCGCCACGACUGGCGGAGUAUCCACUUGCAAC